This is a messenger RNA of Fusarium keratoplasticum, 1044 nucleotides long. RefSeq lists its product as uncharacterized. Lineage: Eukaryota; Fungi; Ascomycota; Sordariomycetes; Hypocreales; Nectriaceae. The record is from RefSeq and is a predicted model, not a curated record. Bases 1 to 1044 code for a protein of 347 amino acids. The transcript has a single exon. Gene Ontology annotation, molecular function: 4-hydroxyproline epimerase activity.
AUGCGAACUCUUCGAUACAUCUCCAUCGUCGGCUGCCAUGCCGAGGGCGAAGUCGGCGACGUCAUUGUCGGCGGCGUGCGAGAUGUUCCCGGCAAGACAAUGUAUGAGAAGCUCGUUCAUUGUCGCGAUAAAGAGGAUUCUCUGCGACAACUCAUUCUCAACGAGCCACGGGGGAGAUCAUCCAUGAACACAAACCUACUCCUUCCGCCGACAGACCCAAGGGCAGAUGCAGGCCUCUUGAUCAUGGAGAGUACCGAGUAUGCCCAUAUGAGCGGAUCCAAUGCUAUGUGUACAGCUACGGUACUUUUGGAAACGGGCAUGAUUCCCAUGAAGGAGCCAGUGACUGAGCUUGCUCUCGAUACUGCUGCAGGCCUAGUCACCGUCAAGGCGCAAUGCGACGCUGGCAAGUGCAAGUCUGUCAGUGUCGAGAACGUCCCAUCCUUCGUCGAUACACUCGACCUGAAAGUUGACGUGCCUGGGCUGGGUGUUAUUUCGGUUGAUAUCGCUUGGGGUGGUAUGUGGUACGCCUUCGUCAAGGCAUCUGACCUUGGUCUAAAAGUCGAGAGCAACAACGGAGCUAAGCUGGUCGAGCUUGGAGAACGAGUCAAGGAUUACGUCAAGGCCAAGCACACACCUAUUCAUCCCGAAAACGACGGCAUUCGUGGCGUCACUGUUAUUUCCAUCACCGAAGAUCUUAAGGACGAGGAAAGUUGCAAAACUGCCCUGAACACAGUCGUCGUCUCUCCAGGCCGCUUGGAUAGGAGCCCUUGUGGAACAGGCACAUGUGCUAGGAUGGCAGUCCUGCAUGCGCGAGGUCUCUUGAAGGUUGGAGAGGUAUUCAAGCAUAGGAGUAUCAUUGGUACCGAGUUUAUCAGCCACAUUCGAGGAACAACUCAAGUCGGUGACCGACAGGCUGUGUUGCCAACUAUCCAAGGGAGGGCAUGGAUUUCAAGCUACAAGCAGAUUGUGCUGGACCCUACCGACCCCUUCCCGGAGGGUUUCAGGGUUGGCGAUCAGUGGCAUGUAUCUGGUGGCGUAUCUUAG